Messenger RNA from Suillus clintonianus, 2136 nucleotides. RefSeq lists its product as uncharacterized. Lineage: Eukaryota; Fungi; Basidiomycota; Agaricomycetes; Boletales; Suillaceae. The coding region runs from base 1 to 2136 and encodes 711 amino acids. The transcript has 8 exons. The record is from RefSeq and is a predicted model, not a curated record.
AUGCCUCCGAAGAAGAAGCUCAGACGUUCUUCUCCAGAUUUAGGGGUGACUGCUCGGCGAAGCUCGAGAUCUAAUCGUGGUGUUGGAGGCCAUGCAGCGCAGCUGCAAAGAGUUGGAGAAACACUUGCUGCCCCAGCAAGGAGAAGACCAAAGGGUGACGAUCUUCAAAUCAGCAGCUCAGAAGAAAACCCUAUGGCUCCUUCGCAGCUUCAGCAAGGAAAGAGAAAUCCUCCUGCAAAACCUCGCAGCUCUCCAAAAACAAAUCAGAACGAACGCAGAAUAACGGGAAGCGACCAACAUCCUCAAACUCCUACUACCCGUCUGGAUAUACAUGUGGCUCGCUCUUCCGAAAGGUUCGGAUUCAAGGAACCCCAUUCCAAUGGUCGCGAGAAGUCCAAUGGUCGCGAGAAGUCCAAUGGCCGCGAGAAGUCCAGGGAGGGACAGCCUAUGCGGAAGGAAACACGGUCCGGUGGUCGCAAAACGGUUGGACAGAAUGUGGGUCAGCGAGACACAGGUCAUGAGAGGGAGUCUGCGGGACGUGAUAGUGGUCACGAACGUGAUGAGUCUGAUGUCGAUGUUGACCGCGAUGAUUAUUUUGACAGUUAUACGCAGAUGGAUAGAGGCGCCGACCAGGACACGCACCAGCGAACGAACGAUACGGGCAACACAAUGGAUCUGGACGACAAUAUUGAUCCGCUUUUUCCUGACAAUGAAGCUCAAGGAGAUGAUGAAGUAGAUUUAGAUGGCGAGCCCACAAAUAAGGAGCCGGCUUACGAUGUUCUCGAGCGUCAUCAUGCAAAGAAUGGGCAGCGCAAAGCUCCUUCACCAACCCAUUUGUCAAAGGGAAAGGGAAAGGAGCGCGCACAUACUCUCGACUGCCCAGAAUACCCUCCACAACACCCAUCCCAACAUGUUCAUUCUAGAUCUCCUCGCCCAUGCUCUCCUCAACACACCAGGCGCUCGAGGUCCCCUCGUCGAUAUCCAUCAUCUGGAGGAGCUACUGCUGUUCGAGCGGUUCGUAGACACUCACCUGCACUUCACUCACGUCGUUUCUCUCGUUCAAAGUCUCCACGCCAACAAUCAUCUCAGCAAGUCAGAUAUGAACGCACUUCAUCCUCACGCAUGCAGUCUCCUCUUCGGGGUCCAUCUCGGCCAACUACUUCCUCAAGUCGCAGUCACACAAAGCCCACCUCUCGUGGAUGCUCUCCAUCAUACACUCCAUCUGACCAUAUCCCGCCUGCGAGCCGUGAACACUCUUGUAGCUCACCCGAAGUUAGUCGCCGAUCUGGCAAUGGUAAACAAAAGGUGAAGACAAACCAGGAGAACCCCUCGAAGCUAGGAUUCUAUCCACCUACUUGGCAAGUAUUCCUGCAGACGGCGAAAUUAGAGAUGCGGUUGCAGGCCGUUCUAGCCCACCCAAUCCCAGAAUCCCAGAACGCCCUCAACCUUGCACGAGAAGUCUUGGAUACCGUGCUAUGGACAUACCACGAGAAGAAGAUUAAACUCGAGAGAGGUUACUUUCCGGAGUACGACUCACGGAUGUGCCGUCUGCUGUGCGAUGAUCUCUUCACGUUCCGCACAGAGCUCAAAAAGGUCGUCAUGUCUGUCGCAAAAAGGGUGUACGACAUCUUCCCACAGGGCUCGACAAUGCGAAAGGAGGAGGCCCAAAAGAAGGUCACCGCUGCUGCUAAUAAACUCCUCAAGAGCGGUGAUUACCUCCGGCUUCCUGACUCGUCUGGCGGAAAAUUUGAGAAUUUCUCGGCGCAGGCUCUCAAGGAUGCUUGUCUCGAAUUUUACUACAGCAACGGCAAGAAAGCGCUGAAGAACACGGAUGAAUUCCAACGAACAAUACCCAUCAACGCGAUGCUGCUUGUAGCAGCGGUGUUGAAGGGUGUUCUCUCCGGCUUUCGGGAGACCGGUACUGACAAGGUUCCUGAUCUUACCGCUGAACAGUGCAGGACCCACUUCGCCAAUCUACAGAAAUCGGUUGACAAACUGCUCGACAUUCCGGAGCGCCGCGAAGAGCUCGAAGACAUGUUGGAGCAAUGGGCUAGGAUAGGCAUGGGUGACUAUGACGAGUAUGCGGAUGGGAGUGUGGCGGACAGCGACGCGGAGGACGUCAACAUAAUUCUUUAG